AUGGCCUCGUGCGAGCAAAGAGUUGAAGCCCAGGUUGAGGCUGACGCUGCGGUCCAACAUUCCGAGCAGCGUGUUUCUGCAGGCAUGAAACAUCAACAUAACUCGAUGAAUGUUGGAAAUUCGAUUUCACAGUUUGCGACCUCGGCCAGUAUUGUCGCCUCCGAAAACAUUGCCACAAUGAAGGAGGUGAUGAUAGAGGAUGCUCUUCCUCGGGCACAGGAGGCCUGGCAAACUGUGGAGGAGCAGUUCCAGGCGCUUACGAACGGAAAGAACGAGAACGAGGAGUCGGCAUCGGAAGAGCUUACUUUGACAUCCGAGGAGCACGAAUGCAUCAACAAGAUGGACAACGAGCGGAUCUGCGACUUUCUGAGAGAGAAACAUAUGAGUACAACGCGACCACGAAAGACGAAUUAG
This is a messenger RNA of Penicillium nucicola, 414 nucleotides long. RefSeq lists its product as uncharacterized. The coding region runs from base 1 to 414 and encodes 137 amino acids. Lineage: Eukaryota; Fungi; Ascomycota; Eurotiomycetes; Eurotiales; Aspergillaceae. The record is from RefSeq and is a predicted model, not a curated record. The transcript has 2 exons.